Molecule: messenger RNA, 923 nt
Organism: Cutaneotrichosporon oleaginosum
Lineage: Eukaryota; Fungi; Basidiomycota; Tremellomycetes; Trichosporonales; Trichosporonaceae
Source: RefSeq, a predicted model, not a curated record
AUGUGCGGGGGAUGCGCGGGCGACAGCGGGCGAUAGCGGCGCGGUGUCAAGUUGCGUGGUGAGUAUCGGCGCCACAGUGUGGGUGGCGACUGGAGGAGUCUCGGCGAGGGUGGCGAAUGGGUCGGAGUGCUGCAGUGCUGGGCAGUGUGGGCGGAAGGCCAGAGCCAGAAGUGUGCCAGAGGGCGCAAAGUCCGGACGUGCGCCGGCUUCAGGAACCCUCCAUCAAGGUAUCCCUGGACAAGGCCUACCGUAUUGGAAGCGUCUCGCCCCAAGCCUCAUGCAUCAUGCCUCCCUCUCCUUGCGCCCCUCGUUCCUGGACGAUCCAAACCCGACCCAGGACAAAAGCCAAUCACAGAUCGUCGGUAUGCAAAUUGGAAAAACCCCACAAGCCGAGGUCGUCACAACAUCGCCCUCUCCUGAUAACGGAUCAGCCUUCAACUUUCCCACGUCUCCCACGAUUGCAACAAAAUCACGUGACCUUUUACCGUUUUGAUCCCGCUCAUCCAUGCCAAACGGCGGAAGCAAAUUCACCCCUCCGUCUUCGAGUUCGUGAGCAGUCACAGUCUUCGUAUCCAUCCAAAACUCGUGCUGGCUCGCCACGACAUAUUGAUCUAGUCCUUGGUGAGUCUACUUGACAUGGGCACGCGCGCAUCACUGGACUCGACACGCCGCGCCGAUCGCACACUGCCAGAGCGCCGCGCACGCCGGUAUCUCGAACCGACGCUGGGAGAAGGAUGAGGCGAGACGAGGCGGCAAGGGAAGAGGGAAAGAGCUGCAGCGGGGAUGAUGAAGAGGAAGGGAACGGAAGGGAGCGCGUCCACAACGCAUAAGAGCAUUUUGCGAUAAUGAUGGAGAGUGGCACCGCGGACCGAACACGCGGAUUCGCGCGCCGAGUGUUGCGCAAGCGGAGUCAAGCAAGGAGC